AUGGACGAUUCUGGCAUUGAAGUGGAGGGGGAUGAGGACUGGCGUUACGGGCCUCUUGGACGGGCUGGUUCCCAGACGCCCGUUGAACCAUCGACCGAGGUGUCUGCAAGUGCCAGCUUCGACGAUGAGGAGGAGGACGAUGAAGACUGGCGGUAUGGGCCUUUGGGCAGAGCUGGCGUGAUGAAGGACGAGGAGCCUGCAGAUCCCAUGCUGUCCGAGAGCUCGAAAACGGAGGAUGCAGAGCAGGUACGCACAUCGGCGCCUGCAGAACCCCUACGGCAUGAGGAGGUGCGACCUCGCACGAUCUGGGCAUACUGGGCACAGGGCCACGAGCAGAUGCCGGAGUUCUUCCGAAUGUGCGUGGAGACGUGGCAGCGAGUCAACCCACAUUGGGAUGUGCGAAUCUUGCAGAAGUCGACGGUCAUGGAGUAUCUCACCGAGGACGAACUGCCGAACCGGUUUAUGGAUAUGACCUCGCACCAGACAGCUUCUGAUGCAGUGCGGCUGGGCGUGCUCUGCCGCUAUGGGGGCGUGUGGAUGGAUGUGAACAUCUUGGUCUGUGGCAGCCUGGACAAGCUGUGCUGGAACGCCAUCUCCUGGGGGCAGAAACCGGCGUGUGUUUUCUACCACCCUUCUUAUGGAACCGAUGCUCUCGGAGGUCGCGACUUCGUCGAGAGCUGGUUUCUCGCAACGGGACCGGGCAAUCCGUUUUUCAUCCGCUGGAGAGACAUCUUCAAGGAGCUGUUUCAUGACCGCCUGGACAUAAAAGGAUUGUUGAGCCAUCCUUUCUACAAGGGCUUGGACCUCUCUGGCUUCGAAAAGCUGAACAACGAUUUCAGUGGGUCAGGAAUGGAGUUUCGAGAAUACCUCGCUAUCCAUGCCAUGUGCCAUCGACUGCUGGAGACGGAGCCGGAGGCACGACGCCUCUGGCGUGAUCGAUUCAUCCAGGUGAGUGCCGCUGACACAGCAUUCAGACUGCAGAUGGUGGCUCAGGCCAGCAACCUCCACAUGGCGCAGGUUCUCCUGCUGGAGGACGGGCGUGCGGAGCAGCUCAUCGAGGGAGUGCCGUUGAUCAAAUUUCGCACCCCUGACUAUGGCCCCUUGCUGCAGCUUUCAGCGGUGCAGCUGAAGGACAGGAAGCAUCUCCUCGGGCGCUUGCUGGAUCCGCCGGAUGCCGCUGAGGCGAUGCGUCAGCCGGUAGCAGCCCGGGCAGCCUUCAGCUCAGUACCACGUUUGGGUGGGCGGCGGCAUUUGGUGACCGCUAGCCUGGCGGCGGUUUUGUGCAGGGCAAUACCGGCCUCCCCGCUGUCCUGCAAGGAGUUUGCAGGUAUUUCGUCCCCAGCUCGGGGAGCAUGGCAUGCGCGACAAGGGUUUCCGUUUCUGCGGCCAAGGCCGGUCCCCGCCUUUGGGAGGCAUCGAUGCGGCUGA
This is a messenger RNA of Symbiodinium sp. CCMP2592, 1428 nucleotides long. NCBI's taxonomy places the organism in Eukaryota, Dinophyceae, Suessiales, Symbiodiniaceae. The record is from the annotation of a GenBank genome assembly.